AUGUUGGUCAUCCUUCUCAACUGUGUGACCCUGGGCAUGUUCCGGCCAUGUGAAGACAUUGCCUGUGACUCCCAGCGCUGCCGGAUUCUACAGGCCUUUGAUGACUUCAUCUUUGCCUUCUUCGCUGUGGAGAUGGUGGUGAAGAUGGUGGCCUUGGGCAUCUUUGGGAAAAAAUGUUACCUGGGAGACACCUGGAACCGGCUUGACUUUUUCAUCGUCAUUGCAGGGAUGCUGGAGUAUUCGCUGGACCUGCAGAACGUCAGCUUCUCAGCUGUCAGGACAGUCCGUGUGCUGCGACCCCUCAGGGCCAUUAACCGGGUGCCCAGCAUGCGCAUCCUCGUCACGCUGCUGCUGGACACGCUGCCCAUGCUGGGCAACGUCCUGCUGCUGUGCUUCUUCGUCUUCUUCAUCUUCGGCAUCGUUGGUGUCCAGCUGUGGGCAGGACUGCUUCGUAACCGAUGCUUCCUGCCUGAGAAUUUCAGCCUGCCCCUGAGCGUGGACUUGGAGCGCUACUACCAGACUGAGAACGAGGAUGAGAACCCAUUCAUCUGCUCCCAGCCUCGUGAAAACGGCAUGCGCUCCUGCAGGAGCGUGCCCACGCUGCGCGGGGACGGGGGCGGCGGCCCGCCCUGCGGCCUGGACUACGAGGCCUACAACAGCUCCAGCAACACCACCUGCGUGAACUGGAACCAGUACUACACCAACUGCUCUGCGGGAGAGCACAACCCCUUCAAGGGUGCCAUCAACUUCGACAACAUUGGCUAUGCCUGGAUCGCCAUCUUCCAGGUCAUCACGCUGGAGGGCUGGGUCGACAUCAUGUACUUUGUGAUGGAUGCUCACUCCUUCUACAACUUCAUCUACUUCAUCCUUCUCAUCAUUGUGGGCUCUUUCUUCAUGAUCAACCUGUGCCUGGUGGUGAUUGCCACGCAGUUCUCAGAGACCAAACAGCGGGAAAGCCAGCUGAUGCGGGAGCAGCGUGUGAGGUUCCUUUCCAACGCCAGCACCCUGGCCAGCUUCUCCGAGCCCGGCAGCUGCUAUGAGGAGCUGCUCAAGUACCUCGUGUAUAUCCUCCGGAAAGCAGCCCGAAGGCUGGCCCAGGUCUCCCGGGCAGCGGGCGUGCGGGUCGGCCUGCUGAGCAGCCCAGCGCCCCGUGGGGGCCAGGAACCCCAGCCCAGCGGCAGCUGCCCUCGCCCCCACCGCCGUCCGUCCGUCCACCACCUGGUGCACCAUCACCACCACCAUCACCACCACUACCACUUGGGCAAUGGGACUCUGCGGGCCCCCCGGCCCAGCCCACAGAUCCAGGACCGAGAUGCCAGUGGGUCCCGCCGGCUCAUGCUGCCACCACCCUCAACACCUGCCCUUUCCAGGGGCCCUCCAGGGGGUGCAGAGGCUGUGCACAGCUUCUACCAUGCUGACUGCCACUUGGAGCCAGUCCGCUGCCAGGCACCCCCUCCCAGGUCGCCAUCGGAGGCAUCGGGCAGGACUGUGGACAGUGGGAAGGUGUACCCCACCAUGCACACCAGCCCUCCCCCUGAGAUGCUCAAAGAGAAGGCACUAAUGGAGGUGGCCCCCGCCUCUGGACUCACCACCCUCACCAGCCUCAACAUCCCACCCAGGCCCUACAGCUCUAUGCACAAGCUGCUGGAGACGCAGAGUGCAGGCGCCUGCCAAAGCUCUUGCAAGAUCUCCAGCCCUUGCUUGAGGGCAGCCAGCGGAGCCUGUGGCCCAGACAGCUGUCCCUACUGUGCCCGGACCGGGGCAGGGGAGGUGGGGCUCACUGGCCACGAGAUGCCUGACUCAGACAGUGAGGCGGUUUAUGAGUUCACACAAGAUGCUCAGCAUGGCGACCUCCGGGAUCCCCACAGUCGGCGUCGACGGAGCCUGGGGCUGGAUGUGGAGCCCAACUCUGUGCUGGCCUUCUGGAGGCUGAUCUGUGACACCUUCCGGAAGAUUGUGGACAGCAAGUACUUUGGUCGGGGAAUCAUGAUUGCUAUUCUGGUCAACACACUCAGCAUGGGCAUCGAAUACCACGAGCAGCCUGAGGAGCUCACCAAUGCCCUGGAAAUCAGCAACAUCGUCUUCACCAGCCUCUUUGCCCUGGAGAUGCUGCUGAAGCUGCUAGUGUAUGGUCCCUUUGGCUACAUUAAGAACCCCUACAACAUCUUUGAUGGCGUCAUUGUUGUCAUCAGUGUGUGGGAGAUCGUGGGCCAGCAGGGGGGCGGCCUGUCGGUGCUGCGGACCUUCCGCCUGAUGCGGGUGCUGAAGCUGGUGCGCUUCUUGCCGGCGCUGCAGCGGCAGCUCGUGGUGCUCAUGAAGACCAUGGACAACGUGGCCACCUUCUGCAUGCUGCUCAUGCUCUUCAUCUUCAUCUUCAGCAUCCUGGGUAUGCAUCUCUUCGGCUGCAAAUUUGCAUCUGAGCGGGAUGGGGACACGCUACCGGACCGGAAGAAUUUUGACUCCCUACUCUGGGCCAUCGUCACUGUCUUUCAGAUCCUGACUCAGGAGGAUUGGAACAAGGUGCUCUACAAUGGAAUGGCCUCCACGUCAUCCUGGGCGGCCCUUUACUUCAUCGCCCUCAUGACCUUUGGCAACUAUGUGCUCUUCAACCUGCUCGUUGCCAUUCUGGUGGAGGGCUUCCAAACGGAGGAAAUCAGCAAACGGGAAGAUGCGAGUGGACAGUUAAGCUGUAUUCAGCUGCCUGUCGACUCCCAGGGGGGAGAUGCCACCAAGUCGGAGUCGGAGCCUGAUUUCUUCUCACCCAGCCUGGAUGGUGAUGGGGACAGGAAGAAGCGCUUGGCCUUGGUGUCUCUGGGAGAGCACCCGGAGCUGCGGAGGAGCUUGUUACCACCGCUCAUCAUCCACACGGCUGCCACGCCCAUGUCGUUGCCCAAAAGCUCCAGCAGUGGCCUGGCCGAGGUUCUGGGCCCUCCCUCGCGCCGCACCAGCAGCAGUGGGUCGGCUGAGCCAGGGGCACCCCACGAGAUGAAGUCACCGCCAAGCGUCCGCAGUUCCCCACACAGUCCCUGGAGUGCAGCAAGCAGCUGGACGAGCAGGCGCUCCAGCAGGAACAGCCUGGGCCGUGCCCCCAGCCUGAAGCGGAGGAGCCCUAGUGGGGAGCGGAGGUCCUUGUUGUCGGGUGAGGGCCGGGAGAGCCAGGAUGAGGAGGAGAGCUCGGAAGAGGAGCGCACUAGUCCAGCGGGCAGUGACCGCCGCCACAGGGGCUCCCUGGAGAGGGAAGCUAAGAGCUCCUUUGACCUGCCGGACACACUGCAGGUUCCUGGGCUGUAUCGCACAGCCAGUGGCCGCGGCUCGGCCUCCGAGCACCAGGACUGCAACGGCAAUUCGGCCCUGGGACGCCUGACUCAGGCUGUGCGGCCCGAUGAUCCCCCACUGGACGGAGAUGACGGUGAUGACGAGGGCAACUUGAGCAAAGCAGAACGGAUGAGGGCAUGGGUCCGAACCCGGCUCCCUGCCUGCUGCCUGGAGCGAGACUCUUGGUCUGCCUACAUCUUCCCUCCUCAGUCAAGGUUCCGCCUCCUGUGUCACCGCAUCAUCACCCACAAGAUGUUCGACCACGUGGUCCUCGUCAUCAUCUUCCUGAACUGCAUCACCAUCGCCAUGGAGCGCCCCAAGAUCGACCCCCACAGCGCUGAACGAAUUUUCCUGACCCUCUCCAAUUACAUCUUCACCGCAGUCUUUCUGGCUGAGAUGACAGUGAAGGUGGUGGCGCUGGGCUGGUGCUUUGGGGAGCAGGCCUACCUGCGUAGCAGCUGGAACGUGCUGGACGGGCUGCUGGUGCUCAUCUCCAUCAUCGACAUCCUGGUGUCCAUGGUCUCCGACAGCGGCACCAAGAUCCUGGGCAUGCUGAGGGUGCUGCGGCUGCUGAGGACCCUGCGCCCGCUCAGGGUAAUCAGCCGGGCACAGGGGCUGAAGCUGGUGGUGGAAACGCUGAUGUCCUCGCUGAAGCCCAUUGGCAACAUUGUGGUCAUCUGUUGUGCCUUCUUCAUCAUAUUUGGCAUCCUGGGGGUGCAGCUCUUCAAAGGGAAGUUCUUUGUGUGCCAGGGCGAGGACACCAGGAACAUCACUAACAAGUCUGACUGUGCUGAGGCCAGUUACCGGUGGGUCCGGCAUAAAUACAACUUUGACAACCUCGGCCAGGCCCUAAUGUCCCUGUUCGUGCUGGCCUCUAAGGAUGGCUGGGUGGAUAUCAUGUAUGAUGGGCUGGAUGCUGUCGGUGUGGACCAGCAGCCCAUCAUGAACCACAACCCCUGGAUGCUGCUAUACUUCAUCUCGUUCCUGCUCAUUGUGGCCUUCUUUGUCCUGAACAUGUUCGUUGGUGUGGUGGUGGAGAACUUCCACAAGUGUCGGCAGCACCAGGAGGAAGAGGAGGCCCGGCGGCGAGAGGAGAAGCGUCUACGGAGACUGGAGAAAAAGAGAAGGAAUCUAAUGCUGGACGAUGUAAUUGCUUCCGGCAGCUCAGCCAGCGCGGCGCCAGAAGCCCAGUGCAAACCGUACUACUCAGACUACUCCCGCUUCCGGCUCCUCGUCCACCACCUGUGUACCAGCCACUACCUGGACCUCUUCAUCACGGGUGUCAUUGGGCUGAACGUGGUCACUAUGGCCAUGGAGCACUACCAGCAGCCCCAGAUCCUGGAUGAGGCUCUGAAGAUCUGCAACUAUAUCUUCACUGUCAUCUUUGUCUUGGAGUCAGUUUUCAAACUGGUGGCCUUUGGCUUUCGACGGUUCUUCCAGGACAGGUGGAACCAACUGGACCUGGCCAUUGUGCUGCUGUCUAUCAUGGGCAUCACACUGGAGGAGAUUGAGGUCAAUGCCUCGCUGCCCAUCAACCCCACCAUCAUCCGCAUCAUGAGGGUGCUGCGUAUUGCCCGAGUGCUAAAGCUACUGAAGAUGGCUGUGGGCAUGCGGGCACUGCUGGACACAGUGAUGCAGGCCCUGCCCCAGGUGGGGAACUUGGGACUUCUCUUCAUGUUGUUGUUUUUCAUCUUUGCAGCUCUGGGCGUGGAGCUCUUUGGAGACCUGGAGUGUGAUGAGACACACCCCUGCGAGGGCCUGGGCCGGCAUGCCACCUUUCGGAACUUUGGCAUGGCCUUCUUGACCCUCUUCCGAGUCUCCACAGGUGACAACUGGAAUGGCAUCAUGAAGGACACCCUCCGGGACUGCGACCAGGAGUCCACCUGCUACAACACGGUCAUCUCCCCUAUCUACUUCGUGUCCUUCGUGCUGACAGCCCAGUUUGUGCUGGUCAACGUGGUCAUUGCCGUGCUGAUGAAGCAUCUGGAGGAGAGCAACAAGGAGGCCAAGGAGGAAGCUGAGCUGGAGGCUGAACUGGAGCUAGAGAUGAAGACGCUCAGCCCACAAGCCCCCUCACCACUGGGCAGCCCCUUCCUCUGGCCUGGGGUCGAGGGCCCCGACAGCCCUAGCAGCCCCAAACCUGGGGCCCCACAUGCCACACCCCACACUGGAGCAGCCUCCCACUUCUCCCUGGAGCACCCCAUGGACAGACAGCUGUUUGACACCAUAUCCCUGCUGAUCCAGGGCUCCCUGGAUGGGGAGCUGAAGCUGAUGGACGAGCUGGCAGGCCCAGGGGGCCAGCCCUCUGCCUUCCCUCCUGCCCGCAGCCCAGGCGGCUCCGACCCACAGAUGGAGUCCCACCCUGAGGAGGUGCCUGUCAUGCUGGGACCAGAUCUGCUGACUGUGCGGAAGUCUGGGGUCAGCCGAACGCACUCUCUGCCCAAUGACAGCUACAUGUGCCGGGAUGGGAGCACUGCCGAGGGGUCCCUGGGACACAGGGGCUGGGGGCUCCCCAGAGCUCAGUCAGGCUCCAUCUUGUCCGUCCACUCCCAGCCAGCAGACACCAGCUACAUCCCGCAGCUUCCCAAAGAUGCACCCCAUCUGCUCCAGCCCCAUAGUGCUCCCACCUGGGGCACCAUCCCCAAAUUGCCCCCACCAGGCCGCUCCCCUUUGGCUCAGAGGCCACUCAGGCGCCAGGCAGCAAUAAGGACGGAUUCCCUGGACAUUCAGGGCCUGGGCAGCAGGGAAGACCUGCUGUCAGAGGUGAGUGGGCCCUCCCCGCCGCUGGCCCGGGCAUCCUCCUUUUGGGGCCGCUCCAGCACCCAGGCUCAGCAGCAUUCCCGCAGCCAGAGCAAGAUCUUGAAGCACAUGCCCCCGUCAGCCCCCCGCCCAGGCCCAGAACCCACGUGGGGGAAGGGCCCACCAGAGACCAGAAGCAGCUUAGAGCUGGACACGGAGCUGAGCUGGAUUUCAGGAGACCUCCUGCCCACGGACAGCCAGGAGGAAGCCCCGUCCCCACGGGACCUGAAGAAGUGCUACAGCGUGGAGGCCCAGAGCUGCCCGCGCCGGCCUGCGUCCUGGCUGGAUGAACAGAGGAGGCACUCCAUCGCAGUCAGCUGCCUGGACAGUGGCUCCCAACCCCACCUGGGCCCCGAUCCCUCCAGCCUUGGAGGUCAGCCUCUAGGGGGAGCUGGGAGCCGGCCCAAGAAGAAACUCAGCCCACCCAGUAUCUCCAUAGACCCCCCAGAGAGCCAGAGCCAGGGCCCUCGGCCCCCACCCAGCCCUGGUGUCUGCCUCCGCCGGAGGGCUCCGUCCAGCGACUCCAAGGAUCCCUUGGCCUCCGGCCCUCCCGACAGCAUGGCUGCCUUGCCCUCCCCAAAGAAAGACGUGCUGAGUCUCUCCGGUUUAUCCUCUGACCCAGCAGACCUGGACCCCUGAGCCCUGCCCCACUCUCCCACUCACCUCUCUCCACUGGGUGCCAAAUCCUAGCUCCUCCUCCUGGGCUGUAUUCCUGAAAGGUUCCACAUGGGCACCGAGGAGGUGCUCCUCCUUGCCUCAGUGGCGCUGGGCACCGGCAAGCAGAAUUUCCAGAGUUAACAGCAGCAGCCCCGGCUCUGGACAGCCCUGGCCACCUUGGUUCCAAGCGGAGAGAGAGGCCCAGCAGAGCUGAGGUUCCCGACACCAGGAGCUGUUGGGAGAAAGCAAUACGUUUGUGCAGAAUCUCUAUGUAUAUUCUAUUUUAUUAAAUUAAUUGAAUCUAGUAUUUGCAGGAUGUACGACAUUUUGUGACUGAAGAGAUUUGUUUCCUUCUGCUUUUAUGUGUCUCAGAAUAUUUUUGAGGCGAAGGCGUCUGUCUCUUGGCUAUUUUAACCUAAAAUAACUAGUCUAGUUAUGUUUCCUCUUCUUGCUAAGCACAAGCUGGGAUUGAGAGUGCAUUACAGCCUUGACGGGGGCCCAUCUUCAGUGGAGAGCAAGAACCAUUUUGGAAACUGUAAUGUAACUUAUUUUUUUCCUUUAAUCUUGUC
This is a messenger RNA of Dama dama (fallow deer), 7340 nucleotides long. It is a transcript of the gene CACNA1G, whose product is annotated as calcium voltage-gated channel subunit alpha1 G. The record is from RefSeq and is a predicted model, not a curated record. The transcript has 36 exons. Gene Ontology annotation, cellular component: plasma membrane; neuron projection; voltage-gated calcium channel complex. Bases 1 to 6753 code for a protein of 2250 amino acids. Gene Ontology annotation, biological process: calcium ion transmembrane transport; positive regulation of calcium ion-dependent exocytosis; membrane depolarization during action potential. Gene Ontology annotation, molecular function: low voltage-gated calcium channel activity; voltage-gated sodium channel activity. NCBI's taxonomy places the organism in Eukaryota, Metazoa, Chordata, Mammalia, Artiodactyla, Cervidae.